Strongylocentrotus purpuratus (purple sea urchin) is the source of this 6374-nucleotide messenger RNA. RefSeq lists its product as uncharacterized. The coding region runs from base 228 to 5426 and encodes 1732 amino acids. The record is from RefSeq and is a predicted model, not a curated record. Gene Ontology annotation, cellular component: Cul4-RING E3 ubiquitin ligase complex. The transcript has 16 exons. Gene Ontology annotation, molecular function: protein binding. NCBI's taxonomy places the organism in Eukaryota, Metazoa, Echinodermata, Echinoidea, Camarodonta, Strongylocentrotidae.
UGUAAAACAAUGCAUUGAACACAUGUAAAUCGCACUGGCUCGUUAUUUUAGUGCUGACGUCCAACUCUAUUUCUGAAUCCGAGUUUCCUUGGGAUAUCAAACGAAGGAUAAUCCGUUUCUUUCAUGAUAUAAUGAGAUGCAGUCCUGUGAUGCAUGCUGCUAUACGGUGUGAGUGUUGAACUUUAACGGGUACUUGCAGUACAGGCAUACAGUAGAAGAAACACAGGAUGGGUAAACCAGGACGGCCUAAACUCAAGCGUUCCUUCAGCACCGUCAAGCGUCAGUUCAACUUCCGCAAGUCCAUCAGGCCCUUCAUCAGUUCCACCUUCCUAGACUUCCAGGAUGAGCGAGGCCACCUCCAACGCUACGUCUUUCCUCAGCUCAACUCCGUCUGCCAUUCCAGGGGUACCUUCUUUGCUCCUGCGGACCUCCGCUGGGGCAUCAACAACGAGCAGUGCAGCUCUGGGAAUGUUAUAUCCCUGUGUCUGGAGUACAUCAAUCGCUGCAGUCCUUUCUUCAUCUGCCUCCUCGGCGAACGCUAUGGCACGCACCGGCCCGACGACGCACCGCUCCUUCCGUCAUCGCUGGAGAAACUACCUCGUAACAUGUCCUGGUUGGAUAGGAAUUAUCUCAUCGCUGCAAGCAAGGGACAUGAAUGGAUCAUGCAGGAGGCCUAUCAAUAUUGCAGCGUAACGGAGCUAGAGAUCAACCAGGCGGCAUUCUUGAAUGACAACACUUACUGCAGGUUCUAUGUCAGAGAUGUCAGGCAUAUCGAAGACAAGUUUCUGGAGUUACCAGAAAAAGAAAGGGAGGAAAAACUAAAGAUGUACAUGGCGGAGGAUGAGGAGACAGAAAUGAGAGUAACGGCUCUAAAACAGAAGCUCAUCAACAAGGGUCUGAAGAUCCAGUUCUUCCGUACUCCUGAAGAGCUUGGUCAGAAGGUGCUAGAUGACUGGAUGGAAAUCAUUAAUGAACUCUACCCUCCUCUAGAUGAUUUACUGGGGGGUGUCGACGGAGAGCAGUUCCGAGAGUGGGCAGCCCACGAGGCGUACGCAGAGACCCGACGCCGAGUGUUUGUGCUGACCCCUGAGAUACAGAAGCUUUUCACCAAGAUGACCGAUCACUGUGAGGAAUGGAUGGAUCCUACCACACCUAUAACAGCUCAGAAGGUCGAUGAAUGGGUCGUAGUCAAAGGAAAGAAGAAGAAAAUGGAAAAUCUGCCAGCAUCCAAGUCCAUUGUGACCCUGAUAGGGGAGAGAGGAUGCGGGAAGACAUCCUUGGUUGCCAAUUGGGUCAAGCAGUUCCAAGCAUCGCAUCCAGACGUCAAGGUCCUGGCCCACUACGUUGGCUCCAGCGCCCUGAGUACCGACAUCUGUAGCUUCCUCCGGAGAGUGACCUUUGAACUCAGAGGAGAGUUUGGAGGUGACAGUCCGGCCGAGAGUAAUGGUGAUUCUGAGGAGCUGUCUAACUUUCAUCGCAUCUGUGAGGCCUUUGUAGCAGCCAUUGCUAUGGGUCCUUGUGUUUUGGUCCUUGAUGCUGUGGAUGAGCUUGGCAGCACGAUGGGAAUGGGAAUCCAUCAGGUCAAAGAAAUGAAAUGGCUGCCUGCUGUCCUCCCACCCCAUUGCAAGAUCAUCAUUAGCAGUGUCCGCUCCGAUCUUACUUACAAGUCCCUGAUGAACAGACGUGACUGUGAGACUCUCUCCGUCCCUCUCUUCGAGAGCACCGCCGACAAGGGUGCAGUCAUCGAGCGCCAUCUUGCCAUGCAUUGCAAGUGCCUGGAUGCUAGCCACCGCCGUACGAUCGUCAACUGCAAGCUCAGCUCGCGACCUCUCUUUCUCACGGUGCUGGCCAACGAGCUGCGGGUAUGUGGGACGUUUGAAAACCUUCCAGAUCUACUGAAGCGAUAUGUCAAGGCUCCCUCGUUCAGGGACCUGUGGAAGUCCAUUAUAUCUCGAUGGACCAAGGAAUACGGGUGGAGUACAGAGGGAAGGCUCUCUGCUUCCAUGUCUAGUUUUGGACAGAUCGAUCCUUUCACUGGAUGGGUAGCAGAGACCCUUCGCCUCCUGGCCUGCUCUCGUCACGGACUCAGUGAGACCGACAUCCUCUCCCUCCUGAAGCACAUGGGAUACAAAGGUCAAUCAGGGGUCACCAGCUUUGACUUUGCCCUCUUCAGGUCAGCCGCCUUUGAUGCUCUGGUAGAGCGGCCUGGAGGACUCUUUGGGUUCUUCCACCAAGACCUGAGGGAUGCGGUCCUCAAUUCUCUGCUCGGUGUUAUCCCAGGACUGACCAAUGACCAGACCUCGUCAUCAGGGGUCGGUUUCCUGCCUCAGAUGUUGAAUGGUCAGAUGCAGCAGUGCCAUGAGCACCUAGCAGACUACUUCCUUCACCAACCCUCCUCCAGGAGAAGAGUGGAGGAACUCCCCUAUCAUCUAGACCGAUGCGGAGAUGUCAGUGGGCUCAACAAAGUCGUCACCAAUCCUGAUACAUUCCUGGCCAUGCAGGCUGGCACCUCGCAGAAUAUUGCCCUGAAGCUCGAUCUCCUCCGCUACUGCAACCGCCUCUCCAAGGAGAACUUCAGCAUCACCACCUCCCUCACGAAGAUGGUGUCCCAAGCCAUCGGCAAGGAGGACAACCCUAACCAGGUGAAGAGUGCCUCUAAGGUAUCCUUUGCCGAUGACGUGGGUGAGAUGGUGAUGAGAUCGGCUACCAGGAUGGACUGGGGGCUGCCCGGUUUCAAGAAGAAGCUGGUGAAAAAGAACGACAGCAUCGGUGUGGAGAGUGUCAAUUUUAGCAGCCAGCUCUCCAAUCAUGCUAUAGAUCUGACAGGAGGAGGAGGGAAGAGAGCCGGUCCUUCUAGCGUCUCCUUUGGGUCCAGAGACCAUCCUAGUACCUUCAGUGACUUUGAAAGCAUAGGAAGCAGGAACACUGUAGAGAAAUCUACGCUUGAUGGUGGGGGUGAGGAGGGGUAUAUCCCAGGGGCGGAUCUGACCAUGAGUCGAGCCACUAGGACUGACCUUGAUAGCAUCACUGGUGGGGACGAGGCUGGACCACCACCACCACCACCCCUUCCUCCUCUUUCACUAGGUGCACUCAGUGGCUUAGGUGAUGGCAGAGGUGGGAUCGACAGCAGGAUAAGUGACUUUGAAAGCAGUAGGAGUGGGUUGGAGAGCGGGAGAAGCGAGAUGAGCGUGGGUGGACAGUCUCGUCCGGACCAUCCGGUCGAGGAAGUGAUUGUCAAAGAAGAAUUCACAGCAUUAUCAUCAGCUUGCCCUGGAGAUGUGUCAUCUCGUGGAAGCAACUUCAGUGAUCAGAGGAGUCGGGGAGGAAGCAUAUUGGACGAAUCGGAGAAGGCAAUGAGUGAUGGAAGAGGAGAGAGCCGAGUGGGAAGCAGCAUCCCUGAUGCUUCUGAGCUGUCAAGGAGCCUAGCUAGCUUUGCUCCUGGAGAACAAGACAUGCUUGACGACUUGGUCAACUCUCUCGGAGAUGCUUUUGAAAUAUCAAGCGACAAAGAGGAGAGUCAAGUUGAGGAAAUGAUUGAUUUUGACAAAGAAGUAGAUGAGGAGAGCGAGAUGGAGGGAGAAGUGCUUGAUGAAAACAGGAUACGGUGUAAGAGUGCACUUCUUGCGAUGCAUGUCGGAAAGUUUCUAGCUGAGAAAUCUGCGUUUGAUCAAUCUGAAGAGAUGUUGAUGCUGGCUUAUGACAGGAUUAUAGAUAUGUUCCCACUGACGUACAAAGAACAGCUGCUGUUUGUUGAGGUACAGGAGAGCAUAGGAGAAAGACACCUCUUCCAGUUGCGUAAGGACGAAGCACAGCGCUUCUUUGGCAAGGCUCUUAACACGCUGGAGCAUAUCAUAGAAGAAGAGACUUAUGACAACAUCAAGCCACUCCUGGAAACGAAAGGACGGCUGUUGAACAGGAUCGGCAGUAUGGCUGUCCAUGAUAGGCGGAUAGAGGAAGCGGAAGAGAUCUUGAUGGAGGCCAGUCAAUGCAUGAGACAAGCAAACAGUGUGGCAGGCAUCGCAACAGCACAGUUAAACCUUGGAUUCCUCAAGAUAAAAGUGGAUGACUAUCAGUCUGCCGAGGCAUGCCUUCUGGAGGCUCUGCAGACCAGAGAGAGAUGGUAUGGCUCAGCGCACCCACUGGUAGCUGAAGUACUCAACGAGUUAGCUGGACUACUAUGCAAGUACGAUAAUGAGAUCUGCUAUGACAGAACGAAGGCAGAAGCAUAUUACAGGAGAGCUCUGAAGAUUCGUCAAGAGUCCCUGGGGAAGGAUCAUCUUCUUGUAGCAACCACUCUCUUUCAUUUAGGGAGACUACUCAGGAAUGAUGGGAGCUUCCAGAGCAAGAAGGAAGCCAUGGAGCUGAUGAGCAGAGCACUUGAUAUCCGCACCACCAAGUUUGGAGCUCACCACAAGCUCACCCAUGCCAUUCGCAACACUGUCAAGGGUCUGCGGAAGGAGCUGGAUAGAGGAGACUAUGACCGCGCUCCAGUCAAGCCUCCGGAUAAGAGAACAAGGGAUAAUCCCAGGAGCAACCUCAGCUGGAGGGAGCAAGAUCUGUUAAGUGCCGGAGGGAGGAGCGGUUCACCAAGCCGCAGGGGUUCCAGCUUCAGCGGGCGCAACAGCCCAAGAAGCAUCGACAGGAGUCCAUCCCCACGGCCAGGUAGUAGAUACGGGGGAAGCGUCAGGCAUGGGAGUGUGCAGUACAACACGGAAAACAAGGGAGGGAGAGGAGAUGGACGAGGUAUCCGGAGAGAUAGAGCUCAGAGCUGUCAACAUCUGAAAUACAAUGGAAGCUCUCGUACAGGUUCACCUCAAACUAGAUCCUCAACAAACAGGAAAGCUCAUUCGGCUGCAUCUGGAACUCAUCAGACAGACUACAGACCGUCGAGUUCAUCUUCAUCGUCAUCCUCCUCUUCCAACAAGGAACCUACCUUGAAAGCCAAGUACCUGUACAGUGGCCACCCUGAUACCAGAGAUGAUGGUGUGUCCUUUCAAGAGGGCCACACUGUCCUUGGGAGCAGUGAGAUGGGUGAUGAAACAGGUAGCAACAAUGGCAGCAGAGAGAAGAGCAAUCAAAGACAAGUGAAUGGACGCUCUUACUCGUCUGUUAGUAGCUCUACAUGGACCAGAGUGGGACCUAAGAAUUCGGCCAGUGAAAUGUCCAGCACCAGUCACAGACGCGACAUUCCAUCCGCGUACGACAGUAACAUCCAAGGACCAAACAGUCACAUUGUUUCACUUCUUGGAGAACCGUCGGGUCCUCGUUCAAACACGGUGGAGCCCCUGCAUGAUGCUGCGUGGUAUCACGGGAAGGGUAGGUAUCCCAAGGAUCAACAAGACUUCUAUCCGCCUCGAAGGCAACAGCAACGGCCAAACAGCCACAAACUACCACUGCUCAAUCCUACCAGCCAGAUAAGAAAAUAAUUAUUUUCAAAAUAAAUUGAAAAAUCAGGAUUUACAUGAAAAUAGUAAAGCAACUUGGUGCUUUGCAUUUGAUUUGUGAGAGAUUAAACAGAUGUGAUUAUAUCCUGCAGAGAUUGUACACAAUUUUGAACUUUGUCAUGCCAAUAUUAGGUAGGCAUGAAAUAUAGUAUUUAUUUUAUAAGCAAUUAUAUUGCUUCAUCUAGUAAACUAUUCCUAGGCACAGUAUUGUUUUAUCAAGACUGUAGCUGACCAUCAUAAUUGAAAGGAAAUAUAAAGAAAAGACUUUGCAGGGCCCUUACCCUUUCCAGCCUCGUUAUGAUUUGUCUUGCCCUAAUUAAUUUGAAAGCCAUUCCCUUUGAUGCUGGAAAGUUAAACCAAAGUGUCAUUCAUGCAUAGCAUUUAAACUUUGAAAUAGUAUUUUGGAAAGAAGAGAUGCUCCAUAAGGAAACAGACAGUAUGCAUUUGGUGUCGGAGAAAAACAAAACAAACGUUGGGUCUGUAUAACUCCCGCCAGAAUUCUUCAUAAAUUGUUAACAAUGUCAAGCAGCUGAAAAAAGUGUCUUUUGAUAUAAUUGAUAACGAGUUCUGUAUUGUAUUACAUAAAUUUAUGUCUCUGUUUUGCUUUGUGACCAACAGAAAGCAAUCAGUUCUCAGGAAUUUAUGUGAAAUUUAAGUUGUCCUCGUAAUCAAGGAAUUUUUAUAUCAGAAAUAUGGAUUUCUAUGAAAUAUCUUUGUUUUGUGAAAGAUAUUUUUUAUUGUAGAAUUGAAAUACUGGAUCAAAUAUAUGAAAUUCAGGUAUGAAUAUGUGAAUAUUUUAUACUCUAUAUGAUAUUUUAUAAGGAAUCAAGCUAUAUACACAUGUAUAAGUAAAGUAAAACUGCCAAAAUGCAAGAUUUCUAUGCACAUUUUUUUACAAUUUUUAUAAACACUGUAAAUUUGUUCACGUGA